Molecule: messenger RNA, 690 nt
Organism: Harmonia axyridis
Lineage: Eukaryota; Metazoa; Arthropoda; Insecta; Coleoptera; Coccinellidae
Exons: 3
Coding region: 213-533 (106 amino acids)
Source: RefSeq, a predicted model, not a curated record
UAAUGAGGUAAAUAAGCAUUUCACAACCCAAGUUUAAUAUUAUCAAUUGUCCGCUUGGUAUCAAAAUACAGGAAGGUAAUCUCUUUUUUGUCUACUUUGUCAGAAGAAGAAUGCAAAAAGAUAGGGAUAACAAAAACUAGUUUAUGAUGAACGAUUUUACAUGAAAGUAUUUAAAUGCCUGAGAAUGUUUCCAGGUGUUGAAAACUAACACAAUGGUUCUUGUGAAGGGUUGUUUUCUCUUAUGUUUUGUAUCUGUUUUAUCGAUGGCAGUAGCUUUCCCAAGUGAAGACAUGACAGAGCUAAACAAAAUGGCUAGAAGAGUUCACAUUCCAUUCUUAGGUUUGGGUCCAGUUUGCAAUGGAUGUCCUGACCAUUAUUGUGAUGAUGAUCCAGCGAUAAUUCAUGGUUACUGCUGUGGGUGUGCUCGAUUUUAUGAUGCCCUUCCAAUACAAUGUAGUACAAGAAUCCAAUGCCCUAUGAAUGGUUACGGACUAUGCCAAGAUUACGAGUACAUGAUGCAUUGUUGCUGUUAAAACGAAUGCUCAUUUUGCUAGGAAAUUAAAUGUGUAAAUUCUCUGAUCAAAAGUGUAAUAAUAUCAUGUGCAAGUGCAGUGAAUGAUACAUUAUUACUAACUUCCGUCUGUAAUAUAUUUUUAUUUUGAAAUGUUGUAAUAAAUUACAUGAUACAUA